Molecule: messenger RNA, 309 nt
Organism: Wallemia mellicola CBS 633.66
Lineage: Eukaryota; Fungi; Basidiomycota; Wallemiomycetes; Wallemiales; Wallemiaceae
Product: zf-U1-domain-containing protein
Exons: 3
Coding region: 1-309 (102 amino acids)
Biological process (GO): mRNA splicing, via spliceosome; mRNA 5'-splice site recognition; spliceosomal snRNP assembly
Cellular component (GO): U1 snRNP; nucleus
Molecular function (GO): pre-mRNA 5'-splice site binding; zinc ion binding
Source: RefSeq, a predicted model, not a curated record
AUGACAAAACAGAAAUUCUAUUGCGAUUAUUGCGAUGUUUUCCUUACACACAAUUCAGCUGCAGUUAGAAAAGCUCACAAUUCUGGUAGAAACCAUCUAAUAAACGUAAAAGAUUACUAUGCUUCCCUCGGUCACGACAAAGCACAAUUCAUCAUCGACGAAAUCUGCAGGAUACAUGAAUCUGGAUUAGCUAGACCACCACCAACGCUUAACAAAUUCAAUGGUCCAGCUGGUUUAACUGCACCUCCAAUGAUGCGUCCACCACCUCCAGGUCAGUAUUUAUAUUGGUAUACUAGCAAAUCUUUCUAA